This is a messenger RNA of Bacillus rossius redtenbacheri, 1296 nucleotides long. RefSeq lists its product as uncharacterized. The record is from RefSeq and is a predicted model, not a curated record. NCBI's taxonomy places the organism in Eukaryota, Metazoa, Arthropoda, Insecta, Phasmatodea, Bacillidae. The transcript has 2 exons. Bases 1 to 1296 code for a protein of 431 amino acids.
AUGUGCCCUCCACCAUCUCUAGAAACUGUGGUUGAAAGGUUUUGGGAAAUAGAUGACUUCCCCACUUGUGCACAUCUAUCGCCAGAAGAUGAAGCCUGUGAGGCUUUCUUUAAAACCACUCACCAUCGAGAACCUUCUGGACGUUACGUGGUUUCCCUUCCAUUCCAUUCACCUAAACCAAUACUUGGAGACUCAAGAGCACACGCUGUUCGCUGUCUAGAGGCCUUGGAGCGCCGUCUGGUCAAGCAACCUGGACUGCGUACCGAGUACCAGGCCUUCAUGGAGGACUACUUGCAGAGUGGUCACAUGGAUGUCAUUGCCAACCCAUUGCAUGAUGUUGAGUCAGCCUAUUAUCUUCCUCAUCAUGGAGUUAUCAAGGCAGAAAGCACCACCACCAAGCUGCGCGUUGUCUUCAAUGCUUCUGCUAAGACCCAGCGAGACGUGAGUCUAAAUGACAUGCUGAUGACCGGACCCAAAUUACAGACAGAUGUUCGAGAAAUUCUGCUUCGGGUUCGUGUACACAAAGUUGUAUUCACUGCAGACAUCAAACAAAUGUAUCGGCAAAUAAUGGUGGACAAGGAGCAUCAAGACUACCAGCGAAUUGUGUGGCGUUGUUCUCCAACCGAUCCUAUAGUGGACUAUCGUUUGCAGACUGUUACUUACGGAGUUUCAUCUGCCCCUUAUCUAGCAAUUCGCACCUUGCAUCAGCUGGCCCAAGAUGAGCAAUGUAACUUCCCUCAAGCAGCUCAUGUUUUGAAGUCUGAUUUCUAUGUGGAUGAUGUUGUCACAGGGGCCAAUAGUGUUGAAGAAGCCAUUGCUCUUCAAAAGGAACUUAUUGCUUUGUUGGCAGCUGGUGGCUUCCAUCUCAGGAAGUUUGCCAGCACUCAUAGUGAAGUGCUUGAAUGGCUGUCCUCAGACCAGCUACAAUCCCCAGCAUCUAUGUCUUUUGACAAAGAACAGCCAGCUGUGGUGAAAGUUCUUGGUGUACAGUGGAACCCUAGCUCAGACUGUUUUUCUUAUCAGAUGACUCCAUUAAACAGCUCAAGCACCAAGAGGGCAAUUCUUUCAAAUAUCGCCAGGAUCUUUGAUCCCCUUGGAUGGCUGACGCCCAUCCUCUUGUAUGCCAAGUCUCUUGUACAGCUGUUGUGGCUCACUGGAGCAGGAUGGGAUGAACAGCUUCCUCCAGAGGUCUUAUAUUCUCUUCCUUCAGCAAGCUGCAGCGUGUUGUUGCUUACUGCCUUCGGUUUGCAGACAACUGUCGUCAACCAAAGGAAAGGCGUUCUCUGGGACCGUUGA